This is a messenger RNA of Trichomycterus rosablanca, 2932 nucleotides long. It is a transcript of the gene gas7a, whose product is annotated as growth arrest-specific 7a. Gene Ontology annotation, molecular function: actin filament binding. The record is from RefSeq and is a predicted model, not a curated record. Gene Ontology annotation, biological process: actin filament polymerization; neuron projection morphogenesis. The coding region runs from base 111 to 1151 and encodes 346 amino acids. Gene Ontology annotation, cellular component: actin filament; plasma membrane; cytoplasm. The transcript is spliced from 12 exons. NCBI's taxonomy places the organism in Eukaryota, Metazoa, Chordata, Actinopteri, Siluriformes, Trichomycteridae.
AGUGAUGGUGCUCGGUGCUGCUCUGUUGUCUGCUAUUCUGAAUUCUCUCCUCUGACUUCUGGCUUGUUGGAUAAACUGGAGCACAUGUAAACAGAAGCCAGACUCCUGACAUGCCAGUGAAACAGCUACAGAAGGCAGACAGGAUGGUUCGGAAAGCCAGCGUAAACAGCCAGAGCCCUGGGUCUGUUUCUCCAGCCAGGAGACAGAACAAGGAGAGGGAGAUCAAGGAGACUAAAACCACAAUCAACUUUGUCACAUUCCCGUUGCCGCAGUCCGCAGCCGAGCAGGAGCUUCUCAAACCCAAUGAGUGGAGCUACUGCGACUACUUCUGGGCCGAUAAGAAGGACCCUCAGGGGACAACCACAGUAUCAGGCUUCGAGGUUCUGCUGCAGAAGCAACUAAAGGGCAAGCAGAUGCAGAAGGAGAUGGCUGAAUUCAUUAGGGAGAGAAUAAAGAUUGAAGAAGAGUACGCCAAGAACCUUGCUAAACUCUCCCAAAUCCCGUUGGCGGCACAGGAAGAAGGGACUCUUGGAGAAGCUUGGGCACAGCUGAAGAAAAGUCUGGCUGAUGAGGCAGAAGUACAUCUCAAGUUUUCCUCAAAGCUCCAUAGUGAAGUGGAAAAGCCACUGCUGACGUUUAGAGGGGACAACUUCAAGAAGGACAUGAAGAAAUACGAUCACCACAUUGCUGACCUGAGGAAACAGCUGGUCGGUCGAUAUGCUUCUGUAGAAAAGGCCCGUAAGGCUUUGGCAGACAGACAGAAGGACCUAGAGGUUAAGACGCAGCAGCUGGAGAUCAAACUAAGCAACAAGACUGAAGAGGACAUCAAGAAGGCCCGGAGGAAAUCCACACAAGCAGGUGAUGACCUGAUGCGCUGUGUGGAUCUCUACAACCAGGCCCAGUCCAAGUGGUUUGAGGAGAUGAUUACUAACAGCAUGGAGUUGGAGAGGCUUGAGGUGGAGAGGGUAGAGAUGAUACAGCAACACUUGCGCCAGUACACAACUUUACGCCGUGAGACGGACAUGUUCAACCAAAGUACCCUGGAGCCGGUGGACCAGCUCCUUCAGAGUGUGGAUCCAGCCAAAGACAGAGAGCUGUGGGUACGGGAGCACAAGACAGGAGAGCUGAGACCUGUGAACAUGGACAUUUAAAGGACAUUGUAUAACACACAGAACAACACAAACACACACUUUAUUUAAACAAUCCGAGUCUGCCUGUCUGUCUGUGUCAACCACAGUACUUCAAGUUCUUGGCCAAAGCCAUACUGAUUACAUCCCAGCACCACUUGUAAUCCCUAUUCCAGCAAUUGUGCAAUUAAAACAAGCCAGAAAUUAAGAUACUGAGUAUUACAGUACCAGUUUAUUUUAACAUACACAGAGCGACCAGUAUGCAGUUAAUAUAGCGUCAGAUCAGUCUGUAUUGUUGUAGUUCGAUACAAUCAGACAACCUUGACUUUUUCUACAGUCUUGAUGGAAAAAUACAAAUGCUUGUGUACAUGCCUUGUUGUAAAAAAUAGAGACACACAGAAACAUGUACAAAAGGGAAUUAUUUCUGUAAACUUUUAGUUUUUAGUUGCUCAUUUUAGUGUUUAAAAUGCUUUCAGCGUAACCAGCAUGAUUUGUAAAGUUUGGUAGGGGGGUGGAUUCUGCUAUAGUGUCAUUAUAUAGAUAUAUUGUUAAAUCUGUAUUUGUAUUGUAGUAAAAAUUAGAGUUUAUUGCAAUGAGGAAUGCAACAGACUUUUUACUCUUACUAAUUACAAACAUACAGUUAAAUACGUACAUGCACUCUUACCGAACAUGUCAGCCUUCCUGACAAACAAAAAGCCUGACAAAAUGCAUCACCUAGGUACAGAUAUUUUCGAAAUAUUUUUGCUGAUAUGUUUUGCAGAGAAGCAUGCAAUUCUCAAAAAUGAAGUGAGUUCUAUUUCGUGUAUAAAAAAAAAGAUAUUUAUGUGAUAAAUGGCAUUCAGUCCUUUAACUGUGUUCAUCCGGUAUGUCUCAGCAGAUGCUGUGCUCACGAUAUUUCUCCUCAAGCGAAGCCAAGAAACCUCUAUAUGCAGUACAUAAUCAGCUCUGUGUAACAUCUUAAUUUCAUUCGGCUUCCAUUCCAGGUUUAGAUGCAGAUGUGAUCAGUUUUGAAGGUGACGUUUGAGGGCCAAGCUGUAGAAAGCUACAUUACAUGGCCUUUAUAGCUAGUGGAUUUAAGCUACACUAUAUUGCCAAAAGUAUGUGCUCGUCUGCCUUCACACGCAUAUGAACUUGAGUGACGUUCCAUUACUAAUCCAUAGGGUUUAAUAUGAUGUCGACCCACCCUUUGCAGCUAUAACAGCUUUAACUCUUCUGGGAAGGCUUUCCACAAGGUUUCGGAGUGUGUUUAUGGGAAUAUUUGACCAUUCUUCCAGAAGCGCAUUUAUGAGGCCAGACACUGAUGUUGGGCGAGAAGACCAGAGGUGUUCUAUCAGGUCGAGGUCAGGUCAUGUUCUUCCACAUCAAACUCGCUCUUCCAUGUCUUUAUGGACCUUGCUUUGUGCCCUGGUGCACAGUCAUGUUGGAAUAGGAAGGGGCCAUCCCCAAACUGUUCCCACAAAGUUGGGAGCAUGAAAUUGUCCAAAAUCUCUUGGUAUGGUAUGCUGAAGCAUUAAGAAUUCCUUUCACUGGAACGAAGGGGCCGAACCCAACUCCUGAAAAACAGCCCCACACCAUAAUCCUCCCUUCACUAAAAUUUACACUUAGCACAAUGCAGUCAGACAAGUACCGUUCUCCUGGCAACCGCCAAACCCAGACCCAUCCGUCGAAUUGCCAGACGGAGAAGCGUGAUUCGUCACUCCAGAGAACACGUCUCCGCUGCUCUAGAGUCCAGUGGCGGCGUGCUUUACACCACUGCAUCCGUCGCUUUGCAUUGCGCUUGGUGAUGUAAGGCUUGGAUGCAGCUG